AUGGCGGCGAAAGCCAGUACACAACGAGGUAAACGACGUCUAUUUCGUGUCAACGGCACGUGGCAGCUCCGCGGGGUUCGACGAUGGCUUCAGCACACCAUAUACUUUCUCGAACGACUCUUGUUCGCUAUGCACUCAACAUACGGACCCGUCAGUCGUGGUACCGAGAUCACCGCUAUUCGAUUUCGUAAUGGCGCCACGGCCGAUCGCAACUUUUUCAUCAUCGACGGCAGUGCUUGCAUCAUCACCCGCUACCACAAGUCCCAGCAACUCUUCGACACUCCCAAGGUCAUUCCACGUUUCUUGCUGUGGCGGACGCAGAAUCUCGACCCGAGUGACCAUCUCUGGCACAAUGACAAGGGCCCGUGGGAAACCGACCAAUUAACGCGGGUCAUUAAGCGCGAGACGGCUCUCGGACUCGGGCAUCGAUUUAACACGCUGGACUUUCGACACAUCGCCAUUGGGUUUGGCCGAGGCUCCAAGGACGAGGUGGGCGAGAUCGAGGAACCGGAACAGGAAGGUGAGGAUCCCAUCGAGUUACAGAGUGGACGGACGGAAGCCAUGGGCGCGUCACGAUAUGUCGUCCCCGCGGACAUCAUCAAGCACUUGAGUGUACGCUCGUUGGACACAUUUCGACCAUUGAGCGAGGGCUGGCAUCGAUUUCUUGGCUUGGUCAGUGUGCGUUCGCAGAUGUGGGAGAAGACUCUGGUCACGCCGGCUCGACCAUCGCCCGUCGUAGGGUCCAGCGCUCACACCAUCAGCCACACGGCCACGCAUAAACGACACGGUCGAUCGUCAUGGGAGGUGUCGAGUGAGAAGCAACGGCCCCGUUGGCGUGCUUUGUUUGACGACGAGGCCGGGAGUGCCGGUCCGAGCACCACUUCGUUCGCUUCUCUGUCGCUGCCCCCCGCGUCUGAACGGGCCACGUCCGCCGUCCCCGUGGCCGCGUCGUCGAGUGAGAUCGAGGGAGCUAUGCAUCGAUUGUUUGGCGACGGGCCCGUGGGAUUUCAUUCCCGUGAACAGGAGGAAGGGGUCCGCGCGGUGUUGAACGCCGAAACCCCCGUGACCGUGGUACUGCCGACCGGCGGAGGGAAAACGCUACUGGCCAUGCUGCCCGUCGUGCUCGAGACGCGCGGGGUCAGCAUCUUCAUCGCCCCGUUUCGAGCGUUGGUGGACGACAUGGCGCGUCGAUUGCGCGCGGCCGGCAUUGAUUGUUUCGAGUGGCACCACGGCGAGAACAAUCCCGCCCGUCUGGUGAUCGUGAGUGCCGACGCCGCGGUCACGCCCGCAUUCAGCACAUACUGUCGGGUUUUGAGAGACAGCGAGCUGUUGCGGCGUGUGUUUGUCGACGAAUGCCACACCACAUUCACCGACAGUCAUUGGCGGGCGAAGCUGUCCCGUCUCCGUCACGUGCGCGAGUUGGGGUGCCCGACAUACUUACUCACCGCCACGUUGCCCCCCCGUCGCGUGUUCGAGUUGGAAGAGAGUAUGGCCGUCCGACUCACGCGCAUUAUCCGUGCAUCUACCAUCCGACCGGGUCAUCGCUACUGCGUUCAGCACUGCCGUCCCGGCGAGCUCGAGUCGACCGCGCUGGAGGUGUGUCGUCGACGGCAGGAGCACUUACUCCGUGCACGGCAGAAAGGCGUGGUGUACUGCUUGUCGCGGGCCCAGUGCGAGGAGAUGGCCGCGGGGCUCGACUGCGCCCACUACCACGCCGGGGUGGUCGAUCGCGCCGAGCGACUCGAGCGUUGGGUGCAGCGAGGGGGGUUGAUCGUGGCCACGUCGGCGCUCGGUACGGGCGUGGACAUUCCGGGCAUCGUCUUCGUCUUGCACAUCGACAUCCCGUGGAGUAUGAUCGACUUUGCCCAGGAGAGUGGUCGCGGUGGACGAGCCGGUGAGACGGUGGACUCGUUGGUUCUCGUGACCCAGCGCGCCGCCGAGGUCCGUCUUCAGCGUCGCCAUCUCGACGUCGAAGCCCAGGUGAUGGCCCAGUUCGUCAACAGCCGCACAUGUCGUCGACGAGUGAUGAGUGAAUAUCUCGACGGGCCGACACUGGCACGGUCAUGUGUCGACGACGCGGAGUGGGUCCGUUGCGAUCGUUGCGGCGAAGGUGAGCAUGAGGUCCGUACUCGUACCCGGCAGGAUGAAGAGGAGCGACGGCGAGUGGAAGAGGCAUUAACCGAGAUGACGAUCGGAUGCGUGUACUGUUGGUUCUCGAGCCGUGACGGUCGCGAUUCGAGCCACGGAACGCAGGAUUGCCCAUGGACAUCGUGGAAUCGUGGCGACGUGGAACGGUUUCGCCAGCAGAUCCGUUACGCGGCCAACAGUCACAGUUGUCAUCGAUGUGGCGUCAGCCAAUAUCUCUGCGCGACGGGGGUCGAGGUGUCGCGGGCGUGUCAAUGGCCGGGGGUGGUGGUGCCGAUCUUGUUCUGUGCGAUGCACAGCGAGUCCGGGUUUAACGAGGUUCAGAUUACCGGGUAUCAGGGCGAGUAUCUUGAUCUCGCGGUGUAUAGUCAGUGGCUUGGACAGCGGCACUUUCAACGGAUUUGGGGUGAGAAUAUGAGUAAUGGUAUGGCGGUGAUACGGCGUCUUAUUCUAUUUGGGAUAGAUGAAUAG
Molecule: messenger RNA, 2616 nt
Organism: Exophiala spinifera
Lineage: Eukaryota; Fungi; Ascomycota; Eurotiomycetes; Chaetothyriales; Herpotrichiellaceae
Exons: 3
Coding region: 1-2616 (871 amino acids)
Biological process (GO): double-strand break repair via homologous recombination
Cellular component (GO): chromosome; nucleus; cytoplasm
Molecular function (GO): ATP binding; four-way junction helicase activity; 3'-5' DNA helicase activity
Source: RefSeq, a predicted model, not a curated record